AUGUUGUCUACACAAAAACAACAACAACAAAUUAUUGUAAAAGCUUAUUACAAUGAUCUUAUUGAAAAACAACCUGAAAUUCGUCGAUUUACAAUCGAUAUUUCAUCGGACAAUGAUAACUAUCAAACAUUAGAAACAACUAUUUCUAAAUUAAAUACUGAUUAUCUUGAAUUACUAUCGGCUUUAAAUAACAUUUCUGCUGGUGGUGUCAUCAAAAUUUUUGUUAAACCAAAAUUGAACAAAAGUAAAGAAUCAAAUCAAAAUACAACAAUUCAUGUUGGUGUUAUUUGUGAUGGUUGUCAAGGUCCUGUGAUUGGUAAUCGUUAUAAAUGUUUAGAAUGUCGAGAUUAUGAUCUUUGUCAAAUAUGUUCAGAUAAAAAUCUUCAUUCUGAACAUAAUAUGUUAAAAUUAACUCGACCUUCUCAACGUUUAUUCGGUGGACAUCAUCGGUGUGGUGGACGUAGAGAAUCUUUCGGUGGUAAUUCUCGCUUUUGGCAUCAUUUUAUGCGACAACAAUGUGCACCUGCUACCUUUCAUGUUCCAUUCGAUAUAAAUAAUUUUCUUAAUCAAUUCAAGUGUAAAGAAUUAGCUGAAUUGAUUGAAGUUCAUAUACCUGAAUAUUUACGUACGGAAAAAAUAAAUGAAAUGCUUAAUCAAUUUAAAACAGGUGAACAAGCUGAUAAACCUAUUGAUGAAACAAUUCUUCUUGAAAACGUUGGUAAAAUUCUUCAUGAAUUUCUUUCAUCUUUUGGUAUUAAUUGUGAUUAUUCUGUUGACAAGCAAACGGAAGAAGUUAAAUCUAAAGAAAAAAAAGAAGAAACAACAACAAAUAAUAAUACUAGUACAGAACCAAAACCAACUGCUCCUUCAGCAACAGCAGCUUCGACUUCAGCUUCGACUAAUCUUCCACCAUUGGAUAAUUUACUUGAACAACUUCAAACUAUGUUUGCUCCGAUGUUUCAAUCACAAACAACAACAACUGAUUCAGCUGAAGAUCAACAAGUUAAAGAACAGAAGAAGAUUAAUGAAUGUAUUGAACGAAUGAUAUCGAUGGGUUUUGUGGAUUCAAAUGGUGUACUAACUGAACUUAUUAAAUCAAAAAAAGGUGAUCUCGAUCAAGUACUUGAUGCUCUUAAUCCACGUAAUUAUAAGAAUUAA
Molecule: messenger RNA, 1158 nt
Organism: Rotaria sordida
Lineage: Eukaryota; Metazoa; Rotifera; Eurotatoria; Philodinida; Philodinidae
Source: the annotation of a GenBank genome assembly